This is a messenger RNA of Lodderomyces pseudojiufengensis, 2832 nucleotides long. RefSeq names its product snoRNA-binding rRNA-processing protein (gene PWP2). Gene Ontology annotation, cellular component: small-subunit processome; Pwp2p-containing subcomplex of 90S preribosome. Gene Ontology annotation, molecular function: protein binding. Gene Ontology annotation, biological process: ribosomal small subunit assembly; maturation of SSU-rRNA from tricistronic rRNA transcript (SSU-rRNA, 5.8S rRNA, LSU-rRNA). The transcript has a single exon. The record is from RefSeq and is a predicted model, not a curated record. Bases 1 to 2832 code for a protein of 943 amino acids. Lineage: Eukaryota; Fungi; Ascomycota; Pichiomycetes; Serinales; Debaryomycetaceae.
AUGAAAUCUGAUUUUAAGUUUUCAAAUCUACUAGGGACCGUUUAUAAAAAGGGAAAUUUAGUAUUUACAGAAGAUGGAAGCAAACUAUUAUCCCCAGUUGGAAAUCGUGUGUCUUGUUUCGAUCUAAUUAAAUCACAAUCAUUUACCUUUCCUUACCAACAUAGAAAAAAUAUACAAUGCUUAGCUUUAAAUAAACAGAACACAUUGAUGAUAUCCAUAGAUGAAGAUGGCAGAGCAAUACUAGUAAAUUUCAUCUCAAGAAUCGUUUUGCAUCACUUCAAUUUCAAAUCAAAAGUGAAUACUAUUAAAUUCAGUCCAUGUGGGAACUACUUUGCAGUAGCCAUAGAAAGAUUUGUCCAAGUGUGGAAAACCCCAGAUUUCACAGAGGAAAGACAAUUUGCCCCAUUUGUGAGGCAUAGAAUUUAUCUGGGUCAUUUCGAUGAUGUCUUAAGUGUAUCAUGGUCACAAGAUUCACGAUUUUUCAUAAGUACUAGCAAAGAUAUGACAGCAAAAAUCUAUUCAAUUGAUUCAGAUGAAAGUAACGUCUCAAGGACGUUUUCAGGUCAUAGAGACAAUGUUAUAAAUGCGUUUUUCAGUAAAAAUCAAGAGAUCAUUUACACAAUUAGUAAAGACGGAGCGUUAUUCAAAUGGGAGUAUACAGAACCUAUAUCAAAAGACGACGAGGAUGGUCAUGAAGAAAAUCAUGAAGAACAAACCAACAAAAUGGAAUGGAGAAUAACAGAGAAAAAUUUUUUUUAUGCAAAUGGAAAACUAAAAUCUUCUACAUUUCAUGCACAAUCGAAUCUUUUGGUAGUGGGGUUUAGUAAUGGAGAAUUUAGAGUAUACGAAAUUGAAGAUGGAUUUAACCUUAUACAGCUGUUAAGUAUGGGACAAAAUACUGUUAACACAGUAAGUAUAAAUAACACAGGGGAAUGGUUAGCUUUUGGCUCAUCAAAAUUGGGCCAAUUGUUAGUCUACGAGUGGCAAAGUGAAUCAUACAUACUAAAGCAACAGGGCCAUUUUGACUCGAUGAACACUCUUUGUUAUACUCCAGAUGGCUCAAGGUUGGUCACUGGAUCUGAUGAUGGGAAAAUUAAAAUUUGGGAUGUCGCUUCAGGAUUUUGCUUAGUGACAUUCACAGAACAUACAUCUGCCGUUACACAGGUACAAGUAGCUAAGAAAGGUCAUGUACUAUUUUCAGCUUCGUUGGAUGGAACAAUACGUGCUUAUGAUUUGAUACGGUUCAGAAAUUUCAAGACAUUUACAGCUGCUUCAAGAAUUCAAUUUAAUUGUCUUGCGGUUGAUCCAAGCGGAGAGAUUAUUGUUGGUGGAUCUCAAGACAGUUUUGAGAUUUUUGUUUGGUCAGUUCAAACCGGUCAAUUACUAGAAUCAUUGACUGGACAUGAGGGCCCCAUAUCUUGUUUAACAUUUGGUCAAGAAAACUCAAUACUAGCGUCUGCAUCUUGGGACAAAACUGUUAGAGUGUGGAAUAUCUUUGCAAGAAAUCAAACAGUUGAGCCUAUUGAAGUUCAAAGUGAUGUUUUGUGUCUUUGUAUGAGACCUGAUUGUAAGGAGCUCUCUAUAUCAACAUUAGAUGGUCAUAUUACAAUCUUUGAUAUAGAAGAUGCUAAACAAUUACAUUUAAUAGAUGGAAGAAAAGAUAUAAUAAGUGGAAGAUUUUUACAAGAUAAAUUUGUAAGCAAAAAUUCGAAUCGUGGGAAAUAUUUUAGUACUAUUACUUAUUCAUUUGAUGGCCUGACUUUGUUGGCGGGUGGUAAUAAUAACUCAAUUUGCAUGUACGAUAUUGACAAUGAAGUGUUAAUAAAAAGAUUCAUAAUAUCGGAGAAUAUGUCCAUUGAUGGUACUUUACAAAAAUUAAAUAGUUCAAAAAUAACAGAUGCAGGUAUCAACUCUGAUUUGCUCGACAAAGAUGGAGAGAAUAGUGACUUAGAAGACAGAAUGGACUUGAGUCUACCAGGUUCAAAUAGAGGAGGGGAUCCAACUGAAAGAAAAACAAGACCAGAAAUAAGGUGCUUAUCACUACAAUUUUCACCAACUACAUCAGCAUUUGCUGCAGCCACCACUGAAGGUCUCUUGAUUUACUCGAUAAACCAAGAGUUGAUAUUUGACCCAUUUGAUUUGGAUGUUGACAUUACCCCAGAAUCUGCUCUAGAAGCAUUAAAGGACAAAGAAUAUUUAUUAGCAUUAAUAAUGGCAUUACGUCUUAAUGAAUCCUAUUUAAUUCAUCAAAUUUUGGAAAAUGUACCAUUAGUAGAUAUAAAAUUGGUUUGUCAAGAUUUGCCAAAAAUAUAUGUGAAUAGGAUUUUAAACUUUAUUGGAGAAUUAUUUAUAAAACAAGAUUCCCCACAUAUUGAAUUUUAUUUAAUUUGGAUUAAAAAUUUAUUGAUUCUGCAUGGUGCUUACAUAUCAAGUCAUAAGUUUGAAUUCAGAUCUUCUUUGAAAUUGAUUUCUAGGUAUCUUAAUAAAACAGCGAAAGAGGUUGUGGCUAUCGGAAAGAAGAAUGAUUAUUUAUUAAGUUUUCUUACAGUGAGCAAAAAUUUAAAAGAUGAUGAGCAAAACAUCAACGGUGAUCACAAUGAUGAGAAUGGAACUGGAUUUGAGGUGGAUGAGGAAGUCGACGGAGAUGAGGAUAUUGAUGAUGAUGAAGAAUUAGUGGAAGAAGAAGAAGAAGAUGAUGAUGAAGGAGGUUGGUUAGGUCCAGAUACUAAAAAAUCCCUGGGUAUCAAAUUCUCAGGUUUUGAUGGAGAAGACGAUAGCGAGGAGGAGGAUGAAGAAGAAGGUCAAUCAGAUGAAGAAUUAAUAGAAGUAUAG